ACUUGAAAACAUUUCCAUCUGGCAGAACUUACCAGGAAAUCGAAGGUUUUUUUGUUCACAAAAAUAGAAAUUCGAACUUCUUUAGCACUGUAGCUAAAAUCUUAUGGGAUCUAUCACUCACUUAUCCAAAAGAUGUUACUCUCCUGAAUGAAAUAAACCAAAAAGCUGUCUUUAAACUUUGAAGCGACAUUCCCAAGAAGGUGGAAAAAAAAAAUGGAACAAAAUAAAAGCAUCAACGAAUGUGUUAUUAGUGUAGAAAAAUUGAAUGCUGAUAUUGUGAAUGCUUAUCUUCCUAUAAUAAUGUUUCUAACAAUUUCUAUGAUAAUUGGAGGAACUGGAAAUUUCUUUGUAACCUAUAUAUACUAUCAUAAAUUUUAUCCAAACGCUACAAAAUUAUUUAUUGUAACACUUUCAAUAUGCGAUUUUCUAAUUUGCAUAGUAUGUAUACCUAUGGAACUUAUCGUUCUAUAUUAUUCUUACAUUUUUGAGAGUGAUGUUGCAUGUCGUGCGAUACGCUUUUGUGUUUGUCUAGCCAUAAUCACUUCAGCUCUGAUUGUAUUUAGUAUAGCAAUCGAUAGAUACUUGCUUAUAUGUAAGCCUCUUAAAAAAAAAAUUAGCAUUCGCAAAGCAAAGAAAAUUCUGACAGUUUUAAUCACCAUUUCCUUUAUUUUGAGUAUACCAACACUUUUUUUGUACGGCCAACAGAUCAGAAUGAUCAGACAAUGUGGAAAUAUAGCAAAAGAUUGUUCUAUUUCUUCAAAUGUAAUUGACACAGUCUAUCCUGUAAUCUAUCAUAUUAUUCUGGCAACCGCUUGUUAUUCGUUAUUUAUUUUUAUCUUAGUAGUAUACAUACUGAUUGGAAAGAGUAUUUGGAACACUUACACAGCCAAGAAUUUUAAAAGAAGUAGUAUUUUUGACAUUUCAAUCACAACUGAACCCUCUACCCAAAAUGAAGGCAUGUCCACUGAUAUAUGUCCAAUAAAGCGCUCGUUCUCUUUAGUGAGUGUUAAAAGAGCGUCAAUGAAUCCAGUUAGAACCAGUUUCAUUUUGUUGACCAUUACUUUGGUCUGGAUGGUGACUUAUUUACCACAUUUCGCUGGAGCAUUCUUGAAGGUGUCUACUAAAAAUUUUACCAAUAUUACAAGUCAUAAAGACCAUGCCAUUUACAAAUCGUUACUGUAUUCUUUUUAUCUCAGCUCUGCUAUUAACCCACUUCUUUAUGGACUUUUUUCUAAAAGGUUUCGAAAAGAAAUGCGCUUGCUAUUUAAGACACUUUUCUCACGAGGUACGCAAUAAAAUAUCAAAUCUUCUUAAA
This is a messenger RNA of Octopus bimaculoides (California two-spot octopus), 1315 nucleotides long. Its product is annotated as orexin receptor type 2. Gene Ontology annotation, cellular component: plasma membrane. Lineage: Eukaryota; Metazoa; Mollusca; Cephalopoda; Octopoda; Octopodidae. Gene Ontology annotation, biological process: G protein-coupled receptor signaling pathway. Gene Ontology annotation, molecular function: G protein-coupled receptor activity. The record is from RefSeq and is a predicted model, not a curated record.